CAAUUUACAUAAGUUUUUUAUAUACAAGCAAAUCACUGAUCGUAUCUUUUCUUCUUGUAUUUUUAGGUCUUGAACGUGACUUGUUCCCUUCGAAAUUGUUUGACUGAAUGAGUGGGAAUAUAAAAAUGAUUCCAACAAACGGUUCGAGGGUAUGUAAAGUGAAUACUUCCUCGCCAUACGGGCAUACUUAAGCUCUCUGUGAUGCCUUCAAUCCGCGCAAAACUAUUGAAUUCAGCAACAGAGAUUCGAGUGCCAACGACUGAGGCAUAUGACAAGCGAUAUUUACUGUAAAUACCAAAUCACUCAAGGCAAUUGUUUCAGAAGAUUUACCAUACCAGAGGAGCGGGUACAAAGUGAUUACUGGAAGCGGUAGCCCAAAGGCUGAUGGUCGGCGACACAAUGUCAAACAACCAAUGCUCGUACAACCGACGACAACAUAAUCAUUGCGAAUGUCAAAUAGUGGUAUCAAAUUGCACGCUGUGAAUCACUGGCAGCAGUGUAUAGCUGUUAUUGCGAAGACGCGUAGGCUUUCCGCAGUUAAACGUUGCCCCGAGCAAUCAUAAGAUAAAGCAACAAGGCAAAGCAAUAACAAACACGUCCGACUAUCAAAGGGCAUCGAUAGUGCCAACAGGAGCAAUGAGCGCAACAGUGGCUAGCAGGAUUUUCGAAAUAACUGCUGCCGCAACAACAGCAACAAUAACUACAAGAACGGCUGUGACCAAAGCAACGCCGUCGUUGUCAUGGACACUGCUGCGUACGUCGAUGGGUCUGACCGUAAAUGGCGAAUUGACAACAACAAACAUGGAUAUGGCCACCACGAAGACACAGCAGUCAAAGCGGCUUGAUGACCAUACUUGCCGGCAGCAACAUGAUGAUGAGCACAGCAACAGCAGGGCAAACGCACACAUUGAUAUCCACGCAGCGCAAGCGCAAAGACUUUCGUGUAGAGAUCAAAGGCAAAUACAAGACCAACAUGUAGGUCUACAAAAUUCUUGCAGUAUGCGUAAGCUGCAGGAGCAAAAACCAAAAGAUUGCCGGUAUUAUCUAUUGAAGCAGCAACAACAACAAUGCUCAUCAAAAGCCAAAGAUGACGAAGGCGGCGGCGACGACACAUUCUCGUCCACCUACUUGCGUUCCACAUUCAAGCAGCAGCAACAGCAACAGCAACAACGAUGGUUGCGCUUUUGCCUUGUGCUCGUCAUUUGCCUGUCACUGCCCACUGCAACGAAUACCAAACGUCAGACCUCAGCGAUGCCAAGAACAACAGCAACAACACCAACUUAUCUCACAGAAUUACCAACAGCAACAAGGACAUUAAGAGAUACAUUAACAACAACAUUAGUAGCAACAAGACCAACAUCAACUACAUCAGCCCAGACAACACUCGGCACUUAUCAUACGAAAAAGCCGUCGGCAAUUCAAAGUGAUGACAACAUCGUGACCAGCCAAAGCAGCAAUUUCACGCACACCACAAACAACGCAAUCAAAAACGUCAUCAUUCCUUCAGCCAAGACCAGCGUAAACUCAACGACCACAUCAAAAGUCAUUGCAGAGACAAUGACCGUACGAUGGAUGAGGCGAUCGAGCUCCGGCUCAAGCUUGUUCCCCGGCACGGGCGGUUUGACGGUGUCAACAACAUUGCCAGCAGCGUUGAAAACAUUCACAUCAUCAUUGCUGACAUCAGCAGAAAUAACAGUGCCGUCAGUCGUCAUGAAUAUAACACCAACAACAGCAACAACAUCGGCAACAACAGAAGUGACAGCUAGCAUUAGCAGUGGUGGGCAGAGAAAUACGCAAUCGGCAUGGAAUGCUCAUUUAGUAAAUGAAUUGUUGCACGAAACACUCCCAACAAAACCAAAAGCAGCCGCAACUACAACAAGACACCAAUAUAGCAGCAACCACAUGGCACACAAUACGCCCAGUGGGAGUUAUACGAGCAACAAGCAUGAAAACCACAUCGCCAGUGCAGCGAAAAACUUUGCUAGUUUGCAUCGCAGUCGCGUGACACGUUCCCUCGGUAUGAGUUUGAGCGGCAACAACAAUGGCGGAAGUAGUUUUGGUGCCGUGAGCAAAGGCCUUGGUAGCGGUGGCGGCAGUGCUGUUGGCCUCACAGCGUCGCAGGAUACUGAUAUUCAAAAUAGCAUAGAAUGUCCUAGCUUCGAUGAGAAUUCAGCAUGUCCUUGCUACAAAUUCGAAGAUGGUUUAUUUCUUGAGUGUCCCGGCACGACGGCCAUGUCAUUGCGCAGCACAUUGGAACGCAUCACAUCGCCGAUACAUUCAUUAUCCAUUUAUGAUUUCGAUCGUUCGGUCACGUCGCUCUCGCAGGAUGUCUUUCAACCAGGUGUCAAUAUAAGGCAUUUGCAAUUUUCACACUCACACCUGGAGACGUUGAAGGAUAACAGUUUGCGGCAUGUACGUGCUACAUUGGAGUCGUUGAGCAUUGUUAAUGGAAAAUUAACACAGAUACCAUCGCGCGCUCUCAACACGAUGCAAAAAUUGAACGCUCUCGAUUUCGAUUACAAUGAAAUUGUGCGCAUCGACGACUACAGCUUCUAUGGGCUGCGCUUAUCGAAGCUCAACAUGAAAGGUAAUCAAUUACAAUCGAUACCCGAACACGCGUUUGUUGGCUUGGAGGAAUCAAUGCAAGAGAUCGAUUUAUCGGAGAACGCACUGCGCACUUUCCCGCUGCUCUCAUUGCGUAAACUUGACUAUUUGCGUACAUUGCGUUUAUCGAAUAACAAAGUCUCUACAUUCUACGGCGACAUAACGCUUGCGACGAAUAAUGCCUCAGCAGCUGCAACAGUGCUUCGUCUACCCUCACUGAUCUUUCUGGAUUUGAGUUCGAAUCAAUUUACGGAAAUUGUUAACGAUUGUUUUAACGCUUUCCCACAACUGAAAACACUCUCUCUCUACGCCAAUCAUAUUGAACUCGUACAACCGGAUGCGUUCAAGAGUUUAAAAGAACUCAUGUCGCUGGAUAUGUCACACAAUCGCAUUAUCUCUUUGGAUGCGAAAAUUUUCGAUAAAAAUAAACGUCUACAGACAGUGGAUCUCAGUCACAAUCACAUACAUUCAAUCAGCGGUGUUUUCUCCAACCUGCCACAGCUGCGUGAAGUCUUUCUCUCGGAGAAUAAUAUACUCGAGUUGCCGGCGGAUGCUUUUACGAAUUCGUCCAAUGUGGAUGUUAUUUACUUGGAAGCGAAUGCCAUAGCACACAUUGAUCCGAAUGUCUUCAGCACAUUGGUGAAUUUGGAUCACUUAUAUUUGCGUUCCAAUUUCAUACCGUUAGUGCCUGUUACGCUCUUCGACAAGUGUCAGAAACUCACCUCGCUCUCGCUGGACAACAAUCAAAUACAAGAUCUCGAAAUCGGCAUGUUUCGUAAGUUGGAAUUUUUACGCGAAGUACGACUACACAACAAUCGCAUACGACGCAUAAGGAAGGGCGUAUUCGAACCUUUACCGGCGCUACAAGAGCUGCAUGUGCAAAAGAACAAUAUAGAGGAUAUAGAGCCAGGUGCCUUUCAAAGCCUCACGAAUUUGCAGCACAUAAAUUUGCAGGAUAACCACCUGACGGUGUUGGAGGACAUCUUUCCGAAUGAGAAAGCCAAUUCAUCGCUACUCUCCAUACAACUCGAGGAGAAUGAGCUGCACAAGAUACACGCGCGCACAUUUCGCAAACAAGAGCGCAUACAAAUCAUGUGGUUGCGCGAUAAUCAACUCACUAGAGUAGAUAAGAGCAUGUUUGUCGAUCUGCAACUGCUGGGACGUCUGUACCUCAGUAAUAAUCUCAUACGCGAUAUCGAUAAGGACACAUUUGGUACGCUAAAACAUUUAAAAUUUAUGGAUUUGAGCGGAAAUCGUUUAAAACAUGUGCGACGUGAAUAUUUUGCACCACUUGUGAGCUUGGAAGAGCUGAAUCUUUCACAAAACUACAUUGAAGCGCUCGAAAGCUAUUGUUUCAACAAAUUGAAGAAUCUGCGUGUACUCGAUAUAUCGAAUAAUCCCUUGGUGCAAUUAACAAAGGAUAUUUUUAUGGACGAACUGCCACUGACUUAUCUGAAUCUGCGCAACACCUCACUGCGGAAAAUAGAGUUACACACAUUCAAGUCGCUGCAGAACCUCAAUGAGCUAAAUUUGGAACAUAAUGAAUUGAAUCCGGCUGACAUACAUAAAUUGGAUGUGCCCAGCUUGCGCAGUCUCUAUCUCUCGCACAACGACUUCAGUCAUACGCGUGUGGGCGGCAUAACGGCUGGCAUGUUCGACAAGAUGCGCUCACUACAGCUGCUCACGAUGUCCAAUUGUAGUCUAGACACCAUACCCGAUGAGAUUUUCACCAAAAACACGAACCUCGUUAAGCUCGACAUGUGCGACAAUCGCAUAACGGUCAUGAAUCGGAACAUCUUCAAUGGCCUGAAUGUGUUUAAAGAGCUGAAGUUGUGCCACAAUCAGCUGUCGGAAUUUCCACACAUUGCGCUUUACAAUUUGAGCACUUUGGAGACAUUGGACCUGUCACGCAAUCAGUUGACUUCCAUAGAUUUCUUUAAACUCAGCGGUACGUUGAAUUUGCGUCAACUGAAUUUGCAUGACAACAAAAUCACUUCGCUGAGUGGCUUCAAUGCCGUGAAUUUGACACAACUGGACAGUAUCGAUCUCAGCGGCAAUUUGCUGUUGUCUCUGCCAGCGAACUUUCUCAGACACUCAAUCAAUUUACAACGUGUCGACUUGUCGAGUAAUCGUUUUUUGCAACUACCCAGCUCGGCGCUAUCGGAUAUCUCUAUACCACGUCUCUCAUGGCUAAAUCUCACUGGUAAUCCCAUAAAUAAAAUUUACACCGUUAAAGAGGAACGUUAUCCGUAUUUGAAAGAACUCUAUAUCUGCCAAACCAAUCUGUCCAUAUUGACCUCGAAAGACUUUGAAGCAUUUCAGGCUUUACAACAUUUACACUUGGUCAACAAUCGCAUUACACGCAUCUCACCCGGCGCCUUUAAGACACUCACAAAUCUUUUAACACUCGAUCUUAGCAUUAAUGAGUUGGAAAUGUUACCCAAAGAGCGAUUGCAGGGCUUGAAAUUGCUACGGUUUUUAAAUAUCUCGCAUAACAUACUGAAGGAUCUAGAAGAAUUCAGUAGUGAUUUGGCACAACUGCAGACCUUCGACUUGUCAUUCAAUCAAUUGGAUCGCAUAUCGAAGAAAACAUUCAGAAACCUUCAUGGUCUCGUGGAAUUGUAUUUGAUGGGUAAUCGCAUGACUGUGUUGUCGACUGAUGCGUUUCGCUUUCUGAGGAAAUUACACGUUCUUGAUCUACGAAAGAAUUACUUUGAAUUGGUGCCGAUUGAAGCGCUCAAACCGUUAGAGACGAACAUAAAAACACUCAAGUUGGAAGAAAAUCCACUGCAUUGCAGUUGUGAUGCACAAAAACUCUGGGAAUGGCUGCGCGAUCAUCGAAAAUGGUCACAAAGUGGUGGUGGAGAUAGUGUUAAUUACUUAAGGUGCGAACAUCCUGUAGACUUGCGGGGCAAGGUGUUUGCUAAAAUGGAACCACAACAAUUUUGUGAUGCGCCGUUGAUACCGAAAAUUGCCAUACAGGAUAUACAACCAUAUUCGGUGGUCGUUUCAUGGUUAAGUCGUGAACAUUUGGGUUUAACGGGUUAUGAGAUUGUCUACUAUGCGACCACAGAUGGCAUUGAUUAUGAUGAGAUGCGUGGCAAACGUCUUAAUGGCUCUGCGAACUCGGCCAAAUUAACAAAGCUGAACGCCAAUACGCGUUACCACAUUUGCGUCAUUGGCACCGGUAAUUGGUUGUCCGAGCCUGCGGCGAAUGCGUUGCAAAGGAUACACUUUAACGACUCUGUUCUUAUGUUACGCGAUGAGGCCACCGUUAGUGGUGGCAGCUAUAUGACCGGGAAUCAGCAACAUCACUUCUAUUAUGAUCAGCAACAACAACAGCAGCAGCAACAAAACCAACAUGAACAACAACAGCAAGCGGAAUAUUAUCAGCAAUAUUUUCAAACGUAUCAACAGCAUAAUGACCACCAGCAGCAAUUAUUUACGCAAGCUGAACCGCAACAACAACAAGCACUAAUCGAGAACACCGUCGUGACGGACAAUGCACUACGGGACGUAUUGAAAAAUUCGCACAUCACCACCUGCACGGAUGUACAAACGCUUGACUCAACACCAAGCCUCGUAGCGGAUGAGAAUGGUCUCGCCAGCAAUAGCUUCUUACACUCCAUAUUGACACGGCGCCUGGGUUUGAUUGUGGGCUGUUGCCUCGGCAUCAUUGUGUUCAUUGUCAUGAUUUCCGUGUUGAGUUAUGUGAAAUUGAAGAAGCAGCGCAUCGAGAAUGCUAAACGGCAAGCUGCCAUGCCACCCGAAUACAUUUCAUAUCGACACUUCUCCAUACCCAACGAGGAGUUGGUGCGCGCCUCUGUCGCCGGUGGCGUAACAACGACCAUUUCGAGUGUGCCAAGCGGCAUAAGCGCACACAUCAGCGGCACCAGUCUCAGCACGAGCGCCACAGCCACAACGGCAACAACGCCACUAGGCAAUGGUGGUCCUGGCGGUGGCGGAAAUAGCAAUGGCCCUGACAGUAAGGGUGGUGGUGUAAGUGGGGGCGUCAGCACAGCCACAAUGACAUCCGCUACCAAUACGCUGAAGAAGAGUGAAGUCAACGCCAAUCUAACUGGUAGUGGUGUGGGUGUGGGUGUAAGUGUGGCUGUAGGUGCCGGUAUGACUGUUGCGGAAAGCAAUGGCUUGGUGAAUUUGACCUCAGCAACCACAAAAGCAACGAGCAAUGAUGUCCUUGGCUCAGCAACGGUGACCGUUGCGACAACGGUGGACUCGGCGGCAGUGACAGCGAACAACCACAAUCACCAUGCGCAUCAACAGCAUCAGCAAUUGCGGCUCCAACAUCAGCAACAGCACCAGCAUCAGAUUCAGCAUCAGCUUCAGCGUCAGCAACAACAGGGCAAUCACCAUCAUCAUCAUAUUGUAGGCAAUAGCGGUGGUGGUGGCGGUGUGGGGAGCUACAUGUCGUCGGGAGUUGUUUUAGGCGCGAAUCACUUGAAUGCCUGUUAGUUGCGACACAGCGUUGUCUCACUACAAUCGAUUUCGUGGAACUUUCUUUAGGCCAUACAAUAUUAUUUCUAAGGAAUGUAUGUAUACAUACAUACAUACUUACAUACAUACUCGUAC
This is a messenger RNA of Ceratitis capitata (Mediterranean fruit fly), 7194 nucleotides long. RefSeq lists its product as uncharacterized. Lineage: Eukaryota; Metazoa; Arthropoda; Insecta; Diptera; Tephritidae. The transcript has 6 exons. Bases 637 to 7077 code for a protein of 2146 amino acids. The record is from RefSeq and is a predicted model, not a curated record. Gene Ontology annotation, molecular function: protein binding.